CGGCGGGGCAGCGGCAGCCGCAGUCGGGAAGUGGAGCGGUCGGCGGGCGUUUGGCUGGGCGGCGGCGGCGGAGUGUGAGGCGAGGCGAGGAGCACCGGGGUAAUCUUACCUUGUGGCUUGUUGAUGAGGCCUUGUCCAGUUGGAUAGCCUGUCAGCAGGCAUCUGAGAUUUACAAUUGGAAAAUGGCCACUUGAAUGAAGUGUGAGGAUUGAUUAAGAGAAACAAAGGCACCAUGGGAAACAUCAUGGGACUUAUCAAGGGUCUGUUUGGGAAGAAGGAGAUGCGCAUCCUUAUGGUGGGACUGGAUGCUGCAGGCAAAACCACAAUACUGUAUAAACUCAAACUUGGGGAAAUUGUGACAACAAUCCCUACCAUUGGUUUUAAUGUGGAGACAGUUGAAUACAAGAAUGUAAGCUUCACUGUAUGGGAUGUGGGUGGUCAAGACAAAAUUAGACCCCUCUGGCGUCAUUAUUUCCAGAAUACACAAGGUUUAAUAUUCGUGGUUGACAGCAAUGACCGAGAGCGCAUCAAUGAGGCAAGGGAGGAGUUGUCUCGAAUGCUUGCAGAAGAUGAACUGAGAGACGCUGUACUACUGGUCUUUGCAAAUAAGCAGGAUUUGCCUAAUGCAAUGAAUGCUGCAGAAAUCACAGAUAAAUUGGGAUUACACCAGAUAUGCCAAAGAGCUUGGUACAUCCAAGCAACAUGUGCUUCCAGUGGCGAUGGUCUUUAUGAUGGACUUGAUUGGCUGACCGGUCGACUCUCAGGACACAAAUGAUCCAUUCCACUUCUCAAAGUCUCUGCAUGACCAGCCAUGUGUGUGUGUUUGUGAGAGAGCGUUUGAGUGGGAGCAGUUUCCUCACCAUGUGCCUUUUUAUAAAUAUAGAUGGGUUUGGGACACUACUUGUAAGAACUGGUAUUAUGGACAAUGAUGAAAGUAUUUUACUAAUGGAAAUGAAUGGCUAUUUUUGAAAUAGUUGCUGAAUAACACUUGCAGACCUAAAAUAAAUUUACAAUAUGUAAUUGCUAGCUGACCAAAAAUUAAGAACAUGGAUGCUAUUUAUGGUCCCUUUCCUAAAUUGAUGGAGGGAUAGGGGGAGAGAGAAUGUACCUGAUCACCAGCAAAUUUUGUAGCAAUUGAACAGGAUUGCAGACCUUGGUUUGCAAUCUUGCUUAAUUGUCUCCUGAGUCUGAGGGGUGCAGCUUGGGUUUAAAUUGUACAUGUUGCACUCCAUGUGCCAAAAAAUUUGGUGGUGUGGAAAAUUGAAAAUGCAUCUUGGAAGGAAAUAAUUUGAGUACUGGCUGGUGUUUUAUGGCUCUGCAACCAUUUCAUCAAAAUUGCCCAUGUAUGAGUGAGUCUACUCUGAAUGGUGCAAUUUUAUGGAUUUUUUUCUUUUAGGAACUUGCAUCCUACAAUUUAAUGUUUAUAGGUCACUGAGGGAGCUGCUCCCACUCCUUGUUUUGUAAAGAUAUUGAAUGACACUUGUAUGUAUUUGCUGUGGGGAGGGCGAAGGGUGAAAUGCAUAUAAUAAAUAUCUAACCCCUUUUUUUGUUUGGAAACUACCAAGACAAGCCCCAAAAGAUAAACAGCACCCCCCUCCAAAAAUAGUGCUUGGCAUCUCCAUCUGUGCAAUGACACUACGGACACAAAUGGAAUUUGAAAUUGCACACCUAUUUUCCAGGAAGCUUUCCCAGCAUUCUGACAUUUUUCAAAAAAUAAAAUAGAAAACUCAUUAUAUUUCAUUGAUAAUUUAGAGGUUGGGUGGAGUAUUUAUCCUGUACAGAUCAGUAGCAUGCAUUUCAAAUUGACUUGUUCAUUGUAUAUUAAUAACCAGUUGAAUACUGAUCUAUCUUCAAAGACAAAAAAAAAUUAUGCUUCUUGCAGGCAUGUUUUAAGCUGUAGAGUGCAACCUUGUAAAUUGUAACAAUAUGAAAGGAAAAAGUCUGCAGAGAAUUAUUGGUUUCAAUUUACACUGAUUAAAUUUAAGAAAAUGUAAGUAUAUAUUUUGCUGGGGCAUAUUAUGCUUGAAUCCAAUAGUGGAAAUCUGAAGCUUAGUUGUGGAAUAAGGUUUUUCUGUAGCAAAAUAACAGAAGGUGUGCACAUUGAUUUUUGAAUUUGAUCUGAAGAAGGUCAGCUUAUUUUUAACAAAAUCUGUAAACUUGUCUUGGGAUGCAUUAUAUAUUGAAGAUAUCUUUAUUAGAAUAAAUGUUAGCGUUACAUACCAGCGUGUUUGAGUGCCUGUGUAUGACCAAACUCCAGACAUUUGUGGAUGUGUUUGAGGAAGGCGUGGAGAAGGGAACUUGUUUGCAAAUAUUUCUGCUGCCAAUAAAGGUUUGUUCCCCUU
This is a messenger RNA of Pristis pectinata (smalltooth sawfish), 2342 nucleotides long. RefSeq names its product ADP-ribosylation factor 1-like. Lineage: Eukaryota; Metazoa; Chordata; Chondrichthyes; Rhinopristiformes; Pristidae. The transcript has 6 exons. Gene Ontology annotation, molecular function: GTP binding; GTPase activity. Gene Ontology annotation, cellular component: plasma membrane; cytoplasm. Bases 233 to 775 code for a protein of 180 amino acids. The record is from RefSeq and is a predicted model, not a curated record. Gene Ontology annotation, biological process: vesicle-mediated transport; intracellular protein transport.